Monopterus albus (swamp eel) is the source of this 2265-nucleotide messenger RNA. RefSeq names its product CHM Rab escort protein (gene chm). Gene Ontology annotation, molecular function: GDP-dissociation inhibitor activity. Lineage: Eukaryota; Metazoa; Chordata; Actinopteri; Synbranchiformes; Synbranchidae. Bases 122 to 2089 code for a protein of 655 amino acids. Gene Ontology annotation, cellular component: nucleus; cytosol; Rab-protein geranylgeranyltransferase complex. The record is from RefSeq and is a predicted model, not a curated record. The transcript has 18 exons. Gene Ontology annotation, biological process: intracellular protein transport; vesicle-mediated transport; protein geranylgeranylation.
AACUGGGGGACCUCCAUAUUGUGGACUCACUAUUUCCCGGAAAAUUACAAUUCUCCACUAUUAUGUCUGACUGAUCGAUUGAUCAGUCCCUGUCACAUGACCUUGUCUGCUUGCUAACACCAUGGCUGCCGAGGAUCUGCCGUCUGAAUUUGACAUCGUCAUCCUGGGCACAGGUCUUGCUGAGUCGGUGGUAGCGGCUGCCUGUUCCAGAGUCGGACAGAGAGUUCUGCACCUCGACAGGCAGCGUUAUUACGCAGCGAACUGGGCCAGCUUCACCUUCAAUGGCCUUCUCACCUGGAUACAAGAACACCUUGAGGAGUCUCAGCCACAGGAGCUUCAGGAUUGGUCCAGCCUGUUGGAGGAAGGGGAGGAGCUAAUCUACCUGAAUGAUUCAGACUCCGCCUCUUUCAGGAACAUGAAGGUGUUCUGUUUCACCAGAGAGGAGGAUGAGGAGGAAGCUCAGAGGCCUGAUCCUCUGAACACCACAGAAGAAGAAAUUGCAGAGGCAGCUGAUGAAGAGGCUGCUAAAGAACCUUCAGAGACAGAAUCUGCAGAUGCCAAGGAAGAGGAACCUGAAGACAAAGCAGAACAAACAGCGGACGGAGAACAACAGGUGAACACAGCAGAAAGGAUCAAUAGAGAUUCAGAUUUGGUUGCUCAGACAAAAGGGGAGGAGCUAGAUGCAGACCAGCCACACCCCUCUGCUGCUCAGAGCAAAUCAGAGCCAAUCAGGAAGAAGAUCAACUACGCUCAGCUGGUGAAGGAAGGACGGAGGUUCAACAUCGACCUCAUUUCUAAGCUUAUGUAUUCUCGUGGCUCAUUGGUUGAUCUGCUCAUCAAAUCAAAUGUCAGUCGCUAUGCAGAGUUCAAGAACGUUACCAGGAUACUUACAUAUCGCCACGGCAGUGUGGAACAGGUGCCCUGCAGCAGAGCCGAUGUGUUUGCUAGUCGUCAGUUGUCAGUGGUAGAAAAGAGGAAGUUGAUGCGUUUCUUGACUUCCUGUGUGGAGGAGACGGAGGAGCAGCGAGCCUACAAUGGUCGGCCAUAUUUUGAGUUCUUGCGUGACCAGCAGAUUGGAGACAGCAUACAGCACUUCCUGAUUCACUCCAUUGCCAUGGUGACUGAGGAUGUACCCACAGAGGAGGGGCUCGCCUCAACACGUCACUUCCUACGCUGCCUGGGUCGCUAUGGCAACACUCCCUUCUUGUUUCCGGUCUAUGGCCUCGGAGAGAUACCACAGUGUUUCUGUAGGAUGUGCGCUGUGUUUGGAGGGAUCUACUGUCUGAGACACUCAGUCCACUGUCUGCUGGUCGACAAGGACACCAACAGGUGCAAGGCGGUGAUUGACAGCCGAGGACAAAGAAUCAGCUGCAGCCAUUUUGUGGUGGAGGAGGGCUACUUGAGGGCGGACAGGAAGAAGGUGGCCACACCCACCAGGUUCCUAAGCAGAGCCGUACUGAUAACCAAUGCCUCUGUUCUGCCCAGUGGCUCCGACCAACAGGUUUCCUUGAUAACAGUUCCUCCAGUAGCAGCAGGCUGUCCAGCUGUGAGGAUGGUGGAGCUCUGUUCAAUCGGAUGCUUUUUGCUCUGUUACCAUGGAAGCCUUUAUCAGUUACUCUGUUACAGUGGAGACUGUCUUCAGAUGAACUUUGAUGUAAAUUUUGUAUCUGUAGAUCUGGUCCACCUCACCUGUCAGUCAGUCGGCUCAGCCUACGAGGACCUGUUGCCAGUGGUAACCAGGUUGUUCCACACACCCGAGUCACAUGACCAAGAGUACCGCCCGUCUGUCCUCUGGUGUCUGUACUUCAACAUGGCCGAUGGCUCUGAAGGACGAGUCGAAGACUACGACCUCCCAUCUAAUGUUUAUGUGUGCUUCGGACCAGACGGAGGUCUGGGACAUGACCCUGCCAUCAGACAGGCGGAGUCGAUCUUCCAGAAGAUUCUUCCCGAGGAAGAGUUCUGUCCUCCUGCUCCAAACCCUGAAGACAUCAUCUACGACGGAGACAACUCCUCCUCCUGCAUCACAGAGGGUGAGGAGGAGGAGAUGAUUGCGAUGGCUGAUGACCAGUGCCCUCAGCCUGAGGAGUAAUAUGGGAACAUUUCAUCUGCAAAACUCAAAGUCAAACCCUCCUCCUGAGUGUGGGUUACAGUUGUCUUUUUCUGGUUUAAACUGCUGAUUUUUUUAUGAUGUAUUUCUGCUUUCUGCCUUAAAUAUGUCACAAGUAUCACUAAGUGUUGUGUCUUAAUUAAAUAUUGAAGCUGGAA